AACUUGCAAACGCGCGAUUGACCUUUCUGUGAUUUGUUCGGCCUUUCUCUCCGAAAUAUCGACCUACACCAUACUCGGAUGAAUCACAGAGACGAAAUGAAAGACGAAGGAGUCAACAUAAAAGAAAGUAAAGUAAAUAACGUCAACUGAUGCCAGCAAACAUGCCAAAAGCGCACGAGAAAACGCGUCACAUGGAUGAUCAAGACAAAAACUUGAAGAAGGAACAGGAGAAUAUAAGUAAUGAGGAAAGAAGCCAAAAACUUGAGCCAGUUGAAGAAACUGAUGUGCACCUACUCCAACAAGGUACCAGAGAGAAAUUAAAUGAUUGUUGUCAUGACGAUGAAAGACAUAUGACUCGCAGUCGGGAUACGUUAAAUACCACCACAUCUUCAAUCGGGAGUAAAAAAAUCACAUUGACUGGGACGAUUCGAAGAGGUAAAAAUUCUACCGACAAUAACAUCAUACAAGUUACCUUAUCUGAAGAACAGUUGGAGCUCAUGAAAGACAACCAUGCACAGAAUGACUGUGUAUGGGGAGUGGACAGAGGAUUGCAUGUUUUGCUCUUUAGCCUUAUAUGUAUACCGUUUUCGUUUAUUGCGUCAUUUGUGUUUGCUGGUUAUCAAGGAACACUUACGUGGUACAGCAUAUUUUUGUAUUACUAUGAUGAGAAGACGAUCCUUCAUAAAAUAUUCAUCUGUCCGGUUCUGAUCCUUUUUUUCCCACCAGUGAUAGUCGUUUUAACAUUGGGAAUCUCUUUGUACGCGAUGGUCAUCCAGGUUUCGUGGUUCUUCUCAUCGUGGAGGAGAGACUUUUUCGACUUUGAGAAAGGUUUUUAUGGUUGGUUAUGCCAUAAGUUGAAUUUAGAGGAUUGCUGUGCUUACGAUGUUGUUGAAGUGUCUGCUGAAGUUACCAUGGAUGCCAGUGAUAAUGAGAAUGAUUUCCAAACGCUUGAGGCGUCACACAAUGUGAAUUCUCAAUUAUUUUCAAACAAAAAUGUCAUUGAAGUAAAAAAAACCAGUGAAACAUGA
This is a messenger RNA of Saccoglossus kowalevskii, 1028 nucleotides long. RefSeq names its product transmembrane protein 169-like. Lineage: Eukaryota; Metazoa; Hemichordata; Enteropneusta; Harrimaniidae. The record is from RefSeq and is a predicted model, not a curated record.